AUGUACCAGAGCUUAGCCAUGGCAGCCAACCCCGGGCCUCCGGCGUACGAGGGGGCAGGUGGCUUCAUGCACAGCGCGGCCGCAGCGUCCCCCGUCUAUGUGCCCACCACGAGGGUCACCUCCAUGCUCCCCAGCCUGCCCUACCUGCAGAGCAGCGCCUCUUCCCAGCAAGGCAGCCCCGUCCACUCCAGCCACUCCAUCUGGACUCAACCCGGAGCAGAAAGCGCCGCUUACAACCCUGGAUCUUCUCACCCUCCCGUGUCACCUCGGUUCUCCUUCUCCACCAGCACCCCCAUCCCGGCCACCUCUUCCCGGGAAGCGGCGGCGGCUUACAGCAGCUCCUUGAACCUUUCUGCUAACGGGAGGGAGCAGUACGGCAGGGGCUUCGGCAGCUCCUAUUCCAGCCCCUACCCGGCCUACAUGAGCCCCGACAUGGCCACGACCUGGACUUCGUCGCCCUUUGACAGCCCCAUGCUGCACAACCUGCAGAGCCGAGGGACGCCCGCGGCCGCCCGCCACGCCAACAUCGCAGAAUUUUUUGAUGAUUAUUCCGAGGGGCGAGAAUGUGUCAACUGUGGGGCCAUGUCCACGCCGCUGUGGAGGAGGGACGGCACGGGGCACUACCUCUGCAACGCCUGCGGGCUGUACCACAAGAUGAACGGCAUCAACCGGCCCCUGUUCAAACCCCAGAGGAGGCUGUCAGCAUCCCGCCGUGUUGGGCUCUCCUGUGCCAACUGCCACACGACGACCACCACGCUGUGGCGCAGGAAUGCCGAGGGGGAGCCCGUCUGCAACGCCUGCGGACUCUACAUGAAGCUCCACGGGGUUCCAAGGCCUUUAGCCAUGAGAAAAGAGGGAAUUCAGACGAGGAAACGCAAGCCUAAGAACCUUAACAAAACAAAGGCACCAGCAGGCCCAUCCAGCAGCGAGAGUCUUACCCCAACCACCAGCUCCACCAGCAGCAGCAGCAGCAGCACCACGACCACCGAGGAAAUGCGCCCCAUCAAAACAGAACCUGGGCUCUCAUCUCACUAUGGGCACCCCAGCCCUGUUUCUCAGGCAUUCUCAGUCUCUGCCAUGUCCGGACAUGGAUCAUCCAUCCACCCUGCAAUCUCAGCUCUGAAGCUUUCCCCCCAGGCCUACCAGUCAGCCAUGAGCCAGUCUCCACAAACCAGCUCCAAACAGGACUCCUGGAACAGCCUGGUGCUGGCUGAGAACCACGGGGACAUCAUAACUGCAUAA
Messenger RNA from Melospiza georgiana, 1242 nucleotides. It is a transcript of the gene GATA4, whose product is annotated as GATA binding protein 4. The transcript is spliced from 6 exons. The record is from RefSeq and is a predicted model, not a curated record. The coding region runs from base 1 to 1242 and encodes 413 amino acids. Gene Ontology annotation, molecular function: zinc ion binding; RNA polymerase II cis-regulatory region sequence-specific DNA binding; DNA-binding transcription factor activity, RNA polymerase II-specific. Gene Ontology annotation, biological process: positive regulation of transcription by RNA polymerase II; negative regulation of transcription by RNA polymerase II; cell fate commitment. Gene Ontology annotation, cellular component: nucleus. NCBI's taxonomy places the organism in Eukaryota, Metazoa, Chordata, Aves, Passeriformes, Passerellidae.